Messenger RNA from Phaedon cochleariae (mustard beetle), 1755 nucleotides. The record is from the annotation of a GenBank genome assembly. NCBI's taxonomy places the organism in Eukaryota, Metazoa, Arthropoda, Insecta, Coleoptera, Chrysomelidae.
UCUCUCUCUCUAGUCUCUCUACAAGUCAAACUUCUAGUCAACUAAAGUUGAUUCAACAACUUUAUAUCAAUUAUCAUUAUGAAUACUGAUAAUACUAAACAGUUUGCUGUAAAUUGGAAUAAUCAUAUGUGUCAUGUCAAAAAUGCAUUCGAUAAUUUAUUGAUCAACAGUGAAUUAAUUGACGUCACAUUGUAUGCUGAAGGUACAAAAAUUGGUGCUCACAAAAUGCUCUUGUCAGCCUGUAGUAGUUACUUCAGAAAUCUCUUUCGUGAAUUUCCACAAGAGCACCCUAUUAUCGUAUUGAAAGGAAUAAAGUGUGAAGUCCUAACAGACAUCCUGAAGUUCAUAUAUAGUGGAGAAGUUAGUGUUGAUAGUGAAGUAUUUGAUAGUUUCAUUCAAACUGCAGAAUUCUUACAAAUAAGUGGUCUCACUGAUAAUGGAAAAGAUUCACAAUCUAAAGAAAGACAAACUCGAGGACAAACUUUUAUUGAUGUAGAACAGACAAUAGAAUUGCCUCCAAAAGCCAAAAGACUUGGUAGGAGAAAGAGGCCUCUGAAGAAGUUGCAAGAGCUUAAAGAAGAUAAUGAUUCAGACUAUGUGAAAUGUGAAUCAGAAAUGUUAUCAACUAUCCAUGCAGAUGGAGUAUCUGACCAAAAAAAAUCCCAGUUUCCUCCAGACAUUUUGUUACAAACAGUUAAAAAGGAAACAAAUGAACAGCAAUACUAUGUCUCUUCUGAGAGUACCGUCGACGCAAACAUGAAGGCUAGUGACAAAUUGACGUGUCCCAUAUGCUACAAAGUUUUCACGCACCCAUACAGCCUCCACCAUCACAAACCUGUCCAUAUGGGUAGAACGAAAUGUCCAAUAUGUAGCGUUGUACUUUCUAGGAAGUACAAUUUGAAGAUGCAUAUGAAAUCCAGACAUAAUGUUGUUUGAUAAUGUAGGUACCUAACUAAGAAUAUGUGAUAUUUUUCAGUAUUAUUUAAUCAAUGUGAGUAGCAUGCUAUUAGAAUCUGUGAAUCUGUGAUGUUUAGUUCGUAAUUUUAUGUAUAUUCUGUUGAAUUUCUUUUUAAUGUUAUUUAAUAGAUAUUUAUUAUUUUUAUUAUUGAUGAUCUCAUAUUGAUUUCCUUUAAUGAAUCAUGUUUGCAUUGUUUCAUAUUCCAUUUUAUGAAUUCAACAAGAAAAUCUAUGAAUGAAGGUACUGAAUGAGGAUUAUCAAUGUCAUAUUCUAUUCUACUCAAUGAUGGCUAUCACUAUAUAUAUUUAUUGUCCACCAGACCUCCCUACUGAGAUGUGAGGUCAGAGUUGGUAACACUGAUAAAUAUACUUCUUUUCGUGUCAUUUGGCCUCUUCCUACGAUCUUAUUCUUCUUAGUCAAUGUAAGAGUUGGUCGUAAAGUUCCACAUUGGGAGAAAAAACGUAAGUCUGCUCAAGUUUUUCCAUAACUUGAGAUUUUCUAUUUGUUGAAAUAUUCUACAUACUUUUUUCCGAAUAUGUUCGAUAAAACAGGCAACAGCCUCUAGGGCUAUCCGGCAAAAUUUUGAAAGUUAUGGCUUUGACAUUGAUCUCACGUUUUACCAACUGGUUAGAAUGAAAAUGUUAGCCUCAUUGAAUAAUGAAUCCUACGAGAACCAAGAAAUGCGAAAUAGCUAUUGUAUUUUUUUCAAAUAGCCUAAAAAUGCUCUGCAUAUGUUAAUUAAUGUCAUGAAUAUAUUUUUUUCAUUCUUAUGAAUAAAUCUUUAUUGAAUACACCAC